Molecule: messenger RNA, 5366 nt
Organism: Pecten maximus
Lineage: Eukaryota; Metazoa; Mollusca; Bivalvia; Pectinida; Pectinidae
Exons: 7
Coding region: 96-1226 (376 amino acids)
Source: RefSeq, a predicted model, not a curated record
CACAUACUUCUCACAACCUCUUUCCCAGUCGGAAUACAACCGCACGUUUUCUGCCGGUGUUUGAAUUCUAUUUGGAAUAAGUCCGAACAACAAACAUGGAAUUACUAAAAUGUUGUGCACUAUGUGUAAUUAUGGCAUUACCCCAAUUAGAGUGCUCAGAAGAUUUUAGGAAAUUAGUGGUAGGCGACUUCGAAUUGAUAACAUGUAAACCUAACAUGACGGUGGCUGGACUUUUAAGUGACAAUGCACAUCUUUUCGUAAGGCAACCAAAUGAUGUGGUUUUGUUUAGAAAUAUCAACCCUAUGGCAGGAAAUGCAUACCCAGACCCCCCUUAUUCAAUGAAAUUGGAAACCAUUGAUUCUCAGGCGAUAUUCCACUUCAAUUUCACAAAUCUAAAAGAAUCGGAUUCCGGUUUGUGGCAAUGUGUCAACGAGACCAAAGGCCAAAAAAAGUACUACAGGAAUAUAACAUUCAGUGUCAAACCCGCAGAAGAUGUUGGCCGUGUGGAAUUGACAUUGACCAAGGUUGGUAGUGGCAAAGAAGUGAAACUGAUCCACGAUGACGGAAGUGAAGAGGCAACACAAAGCUCCGUCACAUUGCUGAGUGGAAAGUACACAAUGACCUGUGUGGCUGAGAAGGGCUAUCCAGAACCUGAGUAUACAUUAUUUAGGGAUGGAAACCGAAUAAGCACCGAAACCAGUGCCACAGUAAACCUGACAACUGCGGAUACCAACCUGGGCUGCAACGUUUUGGUCAACCGCAAAGAAUUUAAGGAACACUCUUUGUACUUCAACCUCAAAAUUGAAGAUGUUGAGCCAGAAAUCAGGUGCAGGACCACAAGUGCUCGCAUUAAUGACGGAAGGGCAGUUAUGAACUGCACAGUUGUCGCAGCAGAUGUCACUUGCAAGAAGGUCGAGUGGAAGUCUGGAACUACCAAUAACUCCUUCCAGCAUGGAGGACCCAAGGUCAUAGGUUAUGACCUCAGAUGCAAGAGCAACGGAAAGAACAGUGUCUGGAGUUCACUAGAAGUGAGGAACCUGAAACAGCAACAUUUUGAUGAAACAUACUUCAUCAAGAUCAAGGACUCUGUAACCGGUGACUUCCAGAAGGAACACCCACUCCAAAUCCAACGAAAGCCUGGUGCUUUGAACGGAUCAGUGCAGAUGGCCCCGUUAGGAUCCUUGACACUAGUUGCAGUUGUGACAAUGCUGAAAAUGUUUCUGUAAAGAGAGGAAAAUGUAUGCUAGAUGAAAGACCCAGAUAUUGAUCGCAAUCACAGUGAAUUGGUUGUCACAUGAAGACUGAACUAUUGAAUCAGUUUAAUCCAAGUGAAUGGAAAGAAAACAGCAAUCAAUGGCCACUGAGAUUCAAGUCUGAAAUUAAGAAACAAGAGAUCGGUGACAAAAAGACUUGUGAUAGACGUUGUAAAAUAGCUGUGGAAACGUCAAGAUGAAUUGUUUGAGCAUCUUUUACAAGUUUAUGGGGGUCACACUGGACAUUGUGCCAUCUUGAAUAUCUGUGUCUGGAAACUCUCAUCAAAAAAGAUAAAUCUGGUACGCAUCCAUGGGAAAAAAAAUAAUACCAAAACUUGUUUUUUAAAGUGAUACAAAGAGGGAAAUUUAAGAUGUGAUGAACGCGUGUGUAAAGGGAAGUAACACAUACUACGACUGGUUAUGCGGAACAAAAAUGUAAUAGGUAGCUGUUUCCUGUCUGAUCUCUGUGAUUCAGGCCCCAGGAAAAUUUAGUCCCUGAAAUUUUUCUGAUUAAUUUUCAUUGGAUUAUUUGACUUUUUACAAUUAGUUAGUCUAAGUAAGUAGAAUUAAUAGAUUAAAUAUUUUUCCUGUUAGAAAGUUACAUCUUGGGAUCCAGACAAAAUCAGAAAUCCAAUUUUCUUUAUAAAACGUCCUGAUUGAAACAUUCUUUUUAAGUAGAGUAGAAAAAGAUCAAUGUCAUUGUCAUUCCUAUGCAUAUAUAUCUUCACGCUGAGUGAACAGUAUAAUACUGUGACCAGUUUUAUAUAAAAUUGUCCAAAUUAUUUUUAUCAUGUAUUGAAAAUGGCCAUGGACACUUAAUCAAAAAACUUCAGCAGAGAAUAUUUCAAAUACUAUUUUUAAAAUUGUGAAAAAAUAUGAAUAAUUAAUAAUUUUAUCACUAUAAUAAAAAUCUUUUGGUUAAUAUCAACACUUGACUGUUCAUUUCACCACCUGAUAGCUAAACUCAUAUAAAGAGAGAAUGGUAUUUGCAAUAUCAUCACAGCUUGCAUAUAUAUUUUAAUGUAAGCAAUUGGAAGACCUGAAGAGUCUUUUCUGCUCAAGUAUGUUGUCAGUUACUUUGACACGUUUUUUUCUUUAGCUGUAUGACUGUGUAUGUUUAUGUUGAAUAUUUUAUGAUCACAAGUAAUGUUCCAAGUCCCAUAUCUUAAGUUUUAAACCGGCUCUGUCAGGUAUGUUUGUAUUGUGUGGGAAUCCGCCAGUAUUAUCCCACAGAUUGUAGAGUUGUAAUGUUUAACUUAACGAAUGAUGUGUUGUGUAAGUGUGUAUGAGUAGAUGUAAUUACAUAUUCUACAAAAAAAAUGCUCUUCAGUUAGGAUUUACCUCCCAAACAAAUCAGAGUGUCGAUUAAAUUCUGCUGAACCCCUAUUUUGUCCCACACACACAACUGUCCUUUUUCUAAAUAAUAAUUCAGGGAGGGUCAAGUUUGUCGUGGACAUACACCAAGUACUUAAUGUAGUGUUAUAAUACUGCGAUCUCUUCAGAAACGUAGAAGGGUACACAACCAUCCCAAUAGUGGUCCUACCGUUCACAUCUGUAAGGCUUUGUCUAACAGGGUCACAGAGCUAGGAACCAAUACUUGCCAGCCCUACGUACCUAUUCCAGGCUGGUGGGGGAGGGAGGAGGGGUCUCUCUGUCCAUAUUGUUGCAUUUAAAUUUGAAUUCCUCUUUUUUAAACGUUUUGUAUUAAAUGUAAUUUGUUAAUUGGCUAGAACAGCUUUGAUAAGAAAUAGGCAUCUCUUUAAUUUGUGCCAUAAAUGCUGGAGUUGAUGUGAAUAUGAAAAUUUGUGGUGAAAAUAAAACAUGUUAAGAUCAAAAUUUGUCAGCUUGUGCUGGGAUAGUAAUAUAGAUGUAAUUGUUUCAUAGAUUAGAUGGUGAUACAUUAGAGGGUUUAGAUUGACAAGUUGUAAGGUAAGCUUGAAAUAGUGAUAUGUAUGCGGAUGUUUGCUGUGCCUUAUAAGGGAGAUAACUUUACGUAACGUAGAAAAAAAUGCCUUCUGUUUUGUUUCAAAAUUGAUUGGUUGAAAAUAGUUUUUUUUGUCGUCUGAAGAUUUGAUUAUAAAAGAAUAAAAGCGUAUAGUUUCUGGCAACUCUCAGAAUAUUUAUGUAAUAAAGGCUUGAAAAAUAAAGGGACAUAUAUACUUAGUAUAAUAUUAUUUGUAAUUCAUUAAACAAAGAAAUUGUUUAAAUCAUUUUGCCAAGUGCUUCUGAAGAUUCAUUCCAUAAAUAUAAGAUUUAACACAAUAUUCAUAUAUUCCUAAACUUUUGUUUAUAAAAAGUAACUACACUUUUGUUUAUAAUUAGGCCCCCACUAUUUUAAGGCUUAUAAAUGUAGCACACUUAGUGAAUUUGUACAUAAAAGAUGUGUGGAUGUGUACUACAGUACAAUCUCCAUGGAAGGUGGUAAAUGUGUCUAUUUUACUUUGUCAUGUCAACAUUCUGAAAGAACAAUUGUACAUGUGCAAACUUCUGUGAAAUAUAUAUUAUACGUGAUUAAAAGGAAGUCCCAAUCAAAGAGAUGCUUCCACUGGAACAGGACAUUGGGGACUGUAAUGUUGUAUGUAAAUUUGUUUUUUGUUUAUAUUUAGUAAUUGUGUUUGAAUUAGCAGCUUUUCCCAAUGUAAAUAACACUCAUGUGGUUUUAAAUACAUGUAUACUGUACAUUUAAUAUUCAUCAUUCAGACUCUCAACAGGCAUUUCUAAUCGUCAUGAUGUUAGUGUAACAGAAAUCUAACCAUUGUCAUCUUAUCAUACUCAUCGUCAUCGUCCCUAUAGAUGUUUCUCGUUACAUAUUAGUGUUGUCGGCAAGUGUGUAGUAUGUAACCAUGGUAACUAUAUAUCUCAGAUGUGUACCUGCAGUUACUUUGGUGGUAUUUUGGUGGUAUCCGCGGAAAUUGAUAUUAUUUUAAAGACAUCUUUAAAACAUUUCCUAACAAAAUAAAUGAAUGACAAUUAAUGAUAUAUUUUGACUUCAGAAAACACAUCAUGAAACAUCAUGAAAAAAAAAUCAAGCGCAUUGUACUAUUGACUUUUGAUAAAAUUAACCAGAAUUGAAAAAAGAAAAGAAAUUAAUUCAAAUUUUAACUUUUUCUUGAAACAGCUUUAAUAACACACUGAUAUUAUUAUAAGAGUUUGUGAAUAUGAGUUUUUUAAUUAUGCAAGAUUGCAUUUUUUAUUUAGAUUUUAAAUGUAAAGGCAAUAUGUUUAUGGAGGCAUUAAAGACGACCAUGUUUAUGUGUAGACCAUGUAAGCUGAUCAUACAUAAGGAGUUAGAAUCGCCCAAUAAUAUGUAUAUAUAGUGUGACCUUGUAGUAUACAGGUAUAGGUGUCGAGUACAUCUCUAGUGGAUUAAGUUUCGUCCCUCUAGUCAUCAACAUAACCCAGAAAACCUUAGCAACCAGACAUAUUCAGAAUAUACCCCGAUUAUAAUGUAAAUAUGUUCUAAUGUGGAAAGUAUCUAUAUUACCAAUAUAUUCAGUUUAAUUGAACCAAUAUAUAUAUCAGCCAUUUCAACAGAUAUUUUGGGCGAUUCUCUCUUUUAUGGCAAGUCCUAAUGAGUUUUAAUUUCCAUGUAAAAACUCUCAUACAAGGGGCUGUAUCUGGCUGCAAUAGUCUAGGGUAUAUAUGAUAAUUAACCCGUUCUGUUGUGCAAUAUCCAACAACUGCCAAUGGAAUUACGAAAGUGAUCAAAACCAAUUCCAAUGCAGCAUCUGCAUCUUUUAAACUGCAACUGACCUUAUACCAAGUAUUAUUUUACUGUUUUAAUGUUGUCCUAAUUGGUCCACAAAUGAAAACUUAAUGAAUCUCACUAUGAAAGUGAAGACAAAAUUUUAAUGAAAAAUUAUCUUAUUUUUUAUCGACAACAUCCGGUAUUGAGAUGUCCGGUACAGUCAGGUAUGGACUUGGUGUAAGGUGGUUUCCUGUUGUUUUAACCUGAGAUUGUUUUAGUGGAGUUUGAUCUGUUACUCGAUUCAGGAAGAUUCAUAUUUAGCUAACGACUGUCUUUGUUUAGUUCUGAAUGUUGAAUUUUAUUGUUGAUUCCAUGCUUCUUUGAUUUGUAAGAAAAUCAGAUUAAUUAAACAAAUCACAAACUCA